AUGAGUUCCGAGGCUCACCCUGACAAUACGAUCCCAUCACAAUGUGUUUUUCUCACUGGUGCAACCGGAUUUGUCGGCGGCACUAUCCUCUCUUGUCUGUUGAAGGCACAUCCUAGCAUACGGUUUAAAGCUUUAAUCCGUAAGGAAAAGGAUGCUAAAGAACUCCAAUCAGUCUAUUCAACUCUCACACCCAUCAUCGGCGACCUUACGUCUCUUUCUCUCCUGACAUCAACAGCAGCAGAGGCCGACUUCGUCAUCCAUGCUGGAGGUGACAAUGUCCCCGCUGUUUGCGCGAUGAUAGAUGGGCUGGCAUCCCGAACCCGCACUGGAUCGCCCAUACCACAACUUAUCAGCCUAACCGGCCCGCGUAGUCUUAUCGACCUCUCGAGUCCCAUCACUGGAAAUCUUAGAGAGAGCAGCCGUCCCUGGAGUGAUUUUAUGGAUGGACACGCAAUACUCAACGUUCCUAAGGAUCGGAUACACGCUGGUGCUGAUCAAGCUAUUGUCGCUCACAGUACUGCGCAAGGGGUGGGCACAAUGCUGAUCUCGCCUGGACAACUGUGGGGCCGUGGCAAAGGUCAUCUGAAGAAGGAGAGCAAUGCGGCGUUUUAUUAUGCAGCGGUAAAGAGCCGUGGACGGGCCUUUGUGAUCGGUGAAGGCACAGCUACGUGGUCGUGGACUUCCAUUGGUGAUCUAGGAGAUGCUGUCGUCUUUCUGUUAGAACAAGCACUGCAGAGUGGCAGUGAGAGACGCGGAGAAGUUGGAGUAAAUCGAGACGGCUACUAUUUUGUGCGUACUGAAGACUUGAGUAUGAUGGAAAGGGCCAAAGCUGUCAGUGAACGCUUGGGUCUUGGAGAAGUAGAACGCGUGUCGGUUGACGUUGCAAGAGAAAUUCAUCCGUUUGGUCCCAUUAUGUGGGGUUGUGGUGAAAGAACGAGGUCUGACAAGUUGCUCGAGCUAGGUUGGAGGCCGAAAGAGACCAAUUGGAAGGAUUUGAUGGAGGAGGGAGAUGGACAGAGAGCAUAA
Fusarium sp. VM40 is the source of this 1026-nucleotide messenger RNA. The record is from the annotation of a GenBank genome assembly. NCBI's taxonomy places the organism in Eukaryota, Fungi, Ascomycota, Sordariomycetes, Hypocreales, Nectriaceae.